Molecule: messenger RNA, 1518 nt
Organism: Brassica oleracea var. oleracea
Lineage: Eukaryota; Viridiplantae; Streptophyta; Magnoliopsida; Brassicales; Brassicaceae
Product: polygalacturonase-like
Exons: 4
Coding region: 116-1309 (397 amino acids)
Biological process (GO): carbohydrate metabolic process
Molecular function (GO): polygalacturonase activity
Source: RefSeq, a predicted model, not a curated record
AUAAAUAAGGAAAAUAAAUUUUCAAAUACUAAAAAAAUAAAACCUAGUGGUUUACAAAAAGAAAUAAAACAUAAAAAAAAUCUGUAAUCACUAGUGACUAGAAUAAAUCACAAUAAUGGGUGUACAUUUUGGAGUAUCCACAUUCUUUGUUUUUUGUUUGUUAGCUUUAUCAGCAAACGCUAGAGAAUUCAGAAUCACUGCUCGUCCAGGUUCUGAUAUCACCGGCGAAUUGUCGAAACUAUUCAAGGAGGCAUGUCAGUGCGUGGACAAGAGCACCGUUUUGAUCCCAAAAGGUGAAUUCAAGCUUGGGGAAAUAGAGAUGAUGGGUCCAUGCAAAGCUCCUAUAAUAUUUGUUCUUCAAGGCACUGUGAGAGCUGAUGGGAACGUUAACGGGAAGGACUUUUGGGUCGCUUUCCGCAGGAUUACUAACUUUAGAUUGAACGGAGGUGGUAUCUUUGACGGUGAAGGUAACGCUUCAUGGAGGGCUAAUAACUGCCACAAGACGUCAUUAACUCAGUGCAAAAGACUCCCUAUCAGCAUACGGUUUGAUUACAUAACUGACGGUAAGGUAAGAGACAUAACCUCGUUAGAUGCAAAGAACUUCCACAUUAACGUGAUCGGGGCAAAGAACCUGACAUUCGAAGACAUCAGGAUCGUAGCCCCUGAUGAGAGUCCCAACACCGAUGGAAUCCACGUGGGAAGGAGUGACGGAAUCAAGAUCAUCAACACCAACAUCAAAACCGGAGAUGACUGUAUCUCUGUUGGGGACGGGAUGAAAAACCUUCUUGUGGAAAGAGUUACAUGCGGUCCGGGACACGGAAUCAGUAUUGGAAGCCUCGGAUUAUACGGGCACGAGGAAGACGUCACUGGCGUCAAGGUCGUGAACUGCACCCUCAGGAAUACUGACAAUGGUGUGAGGAUCAAGACAUGGCCGUCCGCAGCUUGCUCCACGACCGCCUCUGGUAUCCAUUUCGAGAAUAUUAUUCUCCAGAACGUUAGCAACCCUAUCCUCAUCGACCAAGAGUACUGCCCCUGGAACCGAUGCAACAAGAAUAAACCAUCAUCUAUCAAGCUGGUGGACAUAAAGUUCAAGAAUAUCAAAGGAUCAUCAGGGAACAAAGACGCAGUUAAGCUAUUGUGCAGCAAGGGAUUUCCGUGUAAGAACGUGGAGAUCGGCGACAUUGAUAUUACAUAUAAUGGAAAAGACGGUCCAGCAACGUUCCAGUGCUCCAACGUAUCUCCGAAGUUGGUGGGGAAACAGUGUCCUAAAGCAUGUAGCAGCCCAGUGACGAAGCAACCAGGCCACUAGAAGCUCGGAGUGUAUAUAAUAUAUACUCUAAAAUGUACACCCUAGUGUAUGUUAUUUCCUUUGAUGACUUUGUAAAAAAAAAACUGUUUAUUUUUGCCGCUUUGGCCCCCAAAAUUUUGCAUUUUUGCUAGCUUUAUUGAUUGUAUAAAUGCAUCACUCUUGUAAAAAUAUAAUAAUGUAGCAAUGAGAAACUAAGAUUUCACUGCAAU